CCCUGUGUCUCUGGUGGUUUGCCUAAACCUACAAAUAUCACCUUCUUAUCCAUAAAUAUGAAGAACGUCUUACAGUGGAAUCCACCAGAGGGUUUACAAGAAGCUGAAGUUACUUACACUGUGCAGUAUUUCAUAUAUGGACAAAAGAAGUGGCUGAAUAAAUCCGAAUGCAGGAAUAUUAAAAGGACCUACUGUGAUCUUUCUGCUGAAACUUCUGACUACGAACACCAGUAUUAUGCCAAAGUUAAGGCCGUUUGGGGAACAAACUGUUCCAAAUGGGCUGAAACCGGGCGAUUCUAUCCUUUCUUAGAAACACGAAUUGGCCCACCAGAGGUUGUUCUGACUACGGAUGUGAAGUCCAUUUCUAUUGUCCUGACGGCUCCCGAGAAGUGGAGGAGAAAUCCAGAAGAUAGUCCUGUUUUCAUACAACAAAUAUACUCCAAUCUGAAGUACAAUGUGACCGUAUAUAAUACUAAAUCAAAUAGAACGUGGUCCCAAUGUGUAACCAACCACACGCUGGUGCUCACCUGGCUGGAACCAAACACUCUGUACUGCGUCCACGUGGAGUCCUUCGUCCCGGGGCCUUCUCGCCGUGCCCAGCCUUCUGAGAAGCAGUGUGUCAGGACUUUGAAAGAUCAAGCAUCAGAGUUCAAGGUUAAAAUCAUCUUCUGGUAUGUUUUGCCCAUAUCUGUUACCGUGUUUCUUUUUUCUGUGAUGGGCUAUUCCAUCUACCGAUAUAUCCACGUUGGCAAAGAGAAACAGCCAGCAAAUUUGAUUUUGAUUUAUGGAAAUGAAUUUGACAAAAGAUUCUUUGUGCCUGCUGAAAAAGUCGUGAUUAACUUCAUCACCCUCAAUGUUUUGGAGGAUUCUAAAAUUUCUCAGAAGGAAACAGGUGUACUGGAAAAAAGCAGUGAUGCAUCCAACCUUGAUGAUCCCAAGCCCGGUGGGAACCCUGAGCUCCCUCCCAAGGAAAUGGAGGUGAAACAGUUAGGGUAUGCUUCACAUUUGGUGGAAAUUUUCUGUGACUCUGAGGAAAACACCAAAGGAACCUCCCUCUCCCAGCAAGAGUCACUCAGCAGAUCAAUACCCACAGAGAAAAUAGUCACUGAAUAUGAAUAUGAUGUAAGAACCACCAACAACUGUGUGGGGCCCAAAGCACAAGAGCUCAAACUGCGGGAGGAGGUGUCUAUACAAGGAAACUUAUUCAAGCAGCAGGCAGUUUUGGCAAACUUGGGCCCACAAGCACUGCUGUAUUCAUACACUCCUCAACUCCGAGACUUAGAUUACCUGGCACGGAAGCGCAUAGACUCAAAAGAGGAACCAGAGGAAGAGCCAUCCACAACACUGGUCGAUUGGGACCCUCAGACGGGCAGGCUGUGUAUACCUUUGUUGUCUAGCUUUGACCAGGACUCAGAGGGCUGUGAGUCUCCUAAGGAUGAUGGACUCACCACAGAGGGCCUUUUGUCUAGACUCUAUGAGGAGCAGGCUCCAGACAGGCCAUCGGAAGAAAAUGAAACCUAUCUCAUGCAAUUUAUGGAGGAAUGGGGGUUAUAUGUACAAAUGGAAAACUAAUGCCAGGCCAUCCUUU
This is a messenger RNA of Carlito syrichta (Philippine tarsier), 1588 nucleotides long. RefSeq names its product interleukin 20 receptor subunit alpha (gene IL20RA). Gene Ontology annotation, molecular function: interleukin-20 binding. Bases 58 to 1572 code for a protein of 504 amino acids. The record is from RefSeq and is a predicted model, not a curated record. NCBI's taxonomy places the organism in Eukaryota, Metazoa, Chordata, Mammalia, Primates, Tarsiidae. The transcript has 6 exons.